AAAUGGGACACUGAUCUCAUGAUGUGUGAUUCUGACAAGCCAUCCUUAAUACAUCGGCGUGCAGACUGGUGCUUGGCCAAUUAGACAAAAUCGACACAAUCUGACGUCUUUCGACGUAUUUACAUAUUCUGUGUCUCGAGGUGCAGUUAGAACAGACCGAGUCAAGUUGUUGUCAGCAUAGUUUUCUCGAUAGUUCACUAUAUGCGCUCAGUGAUCGUUCGUUGUAGAUGUUUCUGGGCUAGUAGUUGGUGAAUUGGAAACGCAUUUAACAUACAUGCCCACUUUCGAGUUGUUUUUCAGUUGAAGAAAUCCAGUCGAUAUUUUGAGCUCAUCGUUUCAGGGUUAGACAUCAAAUCUGUGCAAAUGUAAUCCCAUCAGAGCACGCACGCAUGCACACACGCGCUCAUAGGGUCGUCAAUAGGCGUUAAACUUAUGCAUAAAAGGUGUGACACUUCAAAUGCAUUUCUUUAACGCUCUGUGAUACGUAGAAAAGUUUGUGUGCAGCAAGUGUUCUUAAGCGUUUUUAGGUAGCCUAAUUCAGUCUAGGUGGCAGAAAUUCUCAACGAUUCUAAUGACGCGUGCGACGCCUUUUCAGCACCACGGACAGUUCCACGCGCGCAUAGCGUCUCCGAGGAGCGCGCUCGAUGCAAACUUCACCCGCUGAAAGAAACCUGCUGGAAUUCAGCCAUAUGUUUUAAAUUCAACAUUAGAGUAAUACGAAACUGUAUGCGAGGAUACGGACUUCUAACCGGAUGUCUUUAAGUAGAUCGGCCAGGAAUCUGUCGAUGAGAGGUGAACUGGACAGGUCAGAUUGUGAUCUUCACUAACUCCACUAACAAGCAGGAGAUGGCGAUGAUGCUUGAGUUUGCCUAUGCCUGCUUACAAACGCACUGAAGAGUCUGAACAAUUUCCUUUAGCACGGCCUGAGCUCAAUCCCUUUCCAACAAGUGAGACUGCUAAAUAGGGAUUGACCUGUAAAGCGUCCAGAUCUUUGCUCGCCAUGGCUCAUAGGUCAGCUCAUUUCAGAGGUCACGGCCCCUCCUGGCCGCUUCAUCUCACUCUACUGCUGCUUCUAUUGGCCAGGACACCCCAGGCUUUGGCUGUCCCAGGUUACAACACUGACACCUCCAAGAAAGAGAUCAUAAUGGAGGGGGACCUGGUGAUUGGAGGCCUGUUUCCUGUUCAUCAAAAGGGGGAGGGAGCUCAGGACUGUGGCCGUAUCAAUGCACAAAGAGGGAUUCAGAGACUGGAGGCGAUGCUGCUAGCCCUGGACAAGAUCAAUCAAGAUGAUCAGAUUUUGCCCGGGGUAACGUUAGGUGCCCACAUUCUGGACACUUGCUCAAAGGACACAUAUGCACUGGAGCAGUCGCUUGAAUUCGUGCGCGCUUCGCUUACAAAAGUGGAUGAUAGUGAGUACACGUGUCCGGAUGGAUCCUACGCCAUCCAUGAUGAUGUUCCACUCGCAAUCUCUGGAGUGAUCGGAGGAUCCUACAGUGAUGUAUCCAUACAGGUGGCCAAUCUCCUGCGUCUUUUCCAGAUUCCUCAGAUCAGUUAUGCCUCCACCAGUGCGAAACUGAGUGACAAAUCCCGUUAUGAUUACUUUGCCCGGACUGUACCUCCUGACUUCUACCAAGCUAAAGCUAUAGCUGAGAUCCUGCGCUAUUUUAACUGGACUUACGUCUCCACAGUCGCCUCAGAGGGCGAUUACGGCGAGACGGGUAUUGACGCCUUUCAGCAAGAGGCCCGGGCCUUGCAAAUCUGCAUCGCUACAUCCGCCAAGGUCAGUCGCUCCAUGGACCCCUACAGUUACGAAGGAAUAAUCAGAUCUCUGUUGCAGAAAUCCAACGCUAAAGUAGUAAUCCUUUUCACCAGAAGUGAAGACGCAAGAGAGCUCCUGGUUGCAGCAAAGCGGAUGAACGUGUCCUUCAUCUGGGUGGCCAGUGAUGGUUGGGGGGCGCAGGAGAGUGUGGUGAGAGGGAGUGAAAAUGUGGCGGAUGGAGCUUUUACCAUUGAGCUUGCAUCUUAUCUGAUCCCUGAAUUUGCAACAUACUUCACAAGCCUCAAUCCUUACAACAACACACGGAACCCCUGGUUCAGAGAGUUCUGGGAAAAUCGCUUUCAGUGCAGCCUGCAUGACAUUAAUUGUGGGAAGCAUUCUCUCCGGGAUGGCAAAUUUGAGCAGGAGUCCAAGAUCAUGUUUGUGGUGAAUGCUGUCUUUGCUAUGGCCCAUGCCCUUCACAACAUGAGGCAAGCAGUGUGCUCAAACACCACCAAACUCUGCAGUGCCAUGAAACCAGUCAAUGGAAAAAAGCUGUACAAAGACUACAUCCUGAAGACAAAAUUUGACGCUCCAUUUCGCCCAGCUGAUACCGAGAACAGUGUUCACUUUGAUGUUUAUGGAGACAGUCUGGGCCGCUACAACAUCUUCCAUUAUCACAAAGAGAAUAACGAAUACGUAUAUAGGAAAGUGGGAUACUGGGCUCAGGAUUUAACUCUGAACACAAGCCUAAUUCCUUGGGAAAGCCAAGUGGUGCCCACAUCCCAGUGCAGCGACCCAUGUAGGAAAAAUGAAAUAAAGAGCAUGCAGCCCGGUGAUGUCUGCUGUUGGAUUUGCAUCCCCUGCCAGCCCUACCAAUACCUUCUGGAUGAAUUCACCUGUGCGGAUUGUAGCUUCGGACAGUGGCCUUUGGACAAUCUCACGGGGUGUUACAAUUUACCCGAGGAGUACAUUCAUUGGGAGGAUGCUUGGGCUAUUGGGCCGGUCACCAUUGCUUGCCUUGGCAUGCUCUGCACACUCUUUGUCAUUGGCCUCUUCUUAAAGAACAAUGAGACACCGGUGGUGAAAGCUAGUGGACGUGAGCUCUCCUAUAUUCUUCUCAUAGGUGUCCUACUUUGCUAUUUCAUGACCUUCAUCUACAUUAGCAAACCUUCUGCUGUAGUGUGCACGUUACGGCGACUUGGCCUGGGAACUUCCUUUGCUGUUUGCUACUCCGCAUUGCUGACCAAGACCAAUCGCAUCGCUCGGAUUUUCAAUGGUGUUAAAGAUGGAGCUCAAAGGCCUAGGUUUAUCAGUCCAGCUUCACAGGUGGCUAUCUGUGCUGCUCUUAUUUCCUGUCAGCUCCUGGUAGUGGUGGUCUGGCUUCUGGUUGAGGCUCCUGGGGUGAGAAAGGAGGUCAGUCCUGAAAGAAGAGACGUGGUGACAUUGAAGUGCAACAGCAAGGACUCUAGCAUGCUGAUGUCUUUAACCUACAACUGUGUCCUCAUCAUCCUCUGUACCUUUUACGCCUUUAAGACUCGAAAGUGCCCAGAGAACUUCAAUGAAGCCAAGUUCAUCGGCUUCACCAUGUAUACCACGUGCAUAAUCUGGCUGGCUUUCCAGCCAAUCUUCUAUGUUACUGCCAGUGACUAUAGGGUACAGACCACUACCAUGUGCAUCUCUGUGAGUCUGAGCGGUUCAGUAGUGCUGGGUUGCCUCUUCGCUCCAAAGAUCCACAUCAUCCUCUUUCAGCCCCAGAAGAACGUGACCACGCUCAGAGUGGCCACCACUCGAUUCAGUGUGACCACUGGCCCUGGCUCCAGCUUCUCUCAUGCCUCGGCCUCCAACAUCGUGCCUACAGUAUGUAAUGGCAGAGAGGUAGUGGACUCAACAACAUCCUCACUCUGAGAAACAGGAUUCCUGUUUGACUGCCAAAUGCGGUAUACAGAUAAAUCUUAUCUUCACUAGUCAUGAAAUUAAGUGUUUGCUAAUGUUGAGGAGGCUAUCCGGAAUAAAAUAUGCCUUUUAUGUUGUUCUCAACGUGCUGUGAGUACAAUAUCCCAUUUUGUUUCUCUCUCUCUUUCUCUCUCUGACUAGUUAGAUAAUAUCAGUAGGAUGCCAGUUUAAACUCUGUAUACCUGUUCUUUUUAUGGAAACCAUAAUAAAGUAUUGUUUGAGAUAUGGAGUUAAAAUAUAGUAAAUCUGUUUAAAGUAUUAUAUACAAGAUGUUUUUAAUGUAGAUUUAUGGUGAUUCUGGUUUGUGCUUUCUUGUAAUUUAUGUAAAUAAAAUGUGUUUUAUAUGAAUACAGCUCUCCUGGUUGAUUUAACUUGAAAAAAAUGCACACAUCAGCUUUAAAGAAUGAAAUAUUUACACAAAUGUUCAUGGCAUAGAAUAAAACCAUGUGCAUUGUCCCCAUCUAGAGGAUAUAGUUGCUCGUUGCAUCAAAUUGAGUGAGGUCAACUUUUAUGUUAAAUGCUAAUUUGUUGCACCGUGUACAUAUUGCACCGAGUGACCUUUUAUAAUAUAGGUGAUAUGCAAAUGCAAUAAAUUAUGCCCCCCAAUUUAAUUGUUUCAUGAAGUCAUUUAAGUGUCUACCAUGUUGGAAGAUAAAUAAACCAUUAAGCCAAAUAUUGCAAAGCCUACUGCUAUUACUACACUACAUAUUUAAUGCACAUACAGCAGUCUACUGAAGAAGAAUCAUGUCUCAUAGACAAAGUAUCAUAUUUAUAUAUCCUUAAUCUUUAAUAAUCACAAUGUUCACAUAUGUAGCCGAUCACAGUCUGACUCAUAGAAAGGGUAAAUGAUAUACACGGUGUUGAACACAUAGAUUGUAUAAAAACGGUUGCACACUAAAUCAUUUGUGGCAAAAUAACAAACAGGAAAUUGUCUUGUCAACCUGAUACAUUCAUUUUUGUGAUGGUUCUAUCUACGGUCAUUUUCUUUUCCUUCGACAGUGAGGCCUUCUGUUUAACUGUCCAAAU
Molecule: messenger RNA, 4738 nt
Organism: Cyprinus carpio (common carp)
Lineage: Eukaryota; Metazoa; Chordata; Actinopteri; Cypriniformes; Cyprinidae
Product: metabotropic glutamate receptor 2-like
Biological process (GO): G protein-coupled glutamate receptor signaling pathway; regulation of synaptic transmission, glutamatergic
Cellular component (GO): membrane
Molecular function (GO): group II metabotropic glutamate receptor activity
Source: RefSeq, a predicted model, not a curated record